AUGGCCGUUUCUGACAGCAUUGCUAAGACGAAAUCGCUCGAUCACCUGGUUCUUACCGUGCGCGACCUAGAUGCGACGAUCAAGUUCUAUACCGAGGUCAUGGGUAUGCAGGUCGAGACCUUCUCGUCCGGAGGCGAGUCGCGGUUCGCUCUGAAAUUCGGUUCUUCUAAGAUCAAUCUGCACGUACACCGAAAGGAGUUCGAGCCCAAAGCUCAGAAUGUCAUGCCUGGCAGUGCUGAUCUAUGCUUCCUUGUCGAGACUGACGUUAAUGAUGUCCUCAAAGGGCUCAAGGAUCGAGGGAUUGACGUCCUUGAGGAUAGUCGUGUCGUUGAAAGGACUGGUGCCCAGGGGAAGAUCAACUCUGUUUAUUGCAGAGAUCCAGACGGCAACCUUAUUGAGUAUCGCUCACCCUUUACCUGA
Messenger RNA from Cyphellophora attinorum, 420 nucleotides. RefSeq names its product Virulence protein. Bases 1 to 420 code for a protein of 139 amino acids. The record is from RefSeq and is a predicted model, not a curated record. Lineage: Eukaryota; Fungi; Ascomycota; Eurotiomycetes; Chaetothyriales; Cyphellophoraceae. The transcript is spliced from 3 exons.